Molecule: messenger RNA, 3215 nt
Organism: Zootoca vivipara (common lizard)
Lineage: Eukaryota; Metazoa; Chordata; Lepidosauria; Squamata; Lacertidae
Gene: FAM114A2
Product: family with sequence similarity 114 member A2
Source: RefSeq, a predicted model, not a curated record
ACCGAGGGAACGGGAGGAGAGACGCGACUUCCGCCCGUCGGGCGUGUUUUUUCCUGGAAUGAUUCCUCCACCCCCACCCCCACGCGCCGCCGUUCUUUCCCGCUGCCUCUAUGGUUCGGAGGACCGUCCGUCGGUGUUUGUGCUGGGGGAGCGGCGCGUGUGCCUGACUUGCUGAGACGGGGCUGCGGCUUUUAAGGGAGGCUGCGGUGGGGACGGGGAAGGCCUCUAGCGGGUGGAAACCGACGAGGCGGAGGCGGCGGACCGAGAGUUGCCCGGUGGUUUGUUUGUGUGGCAUGGUAUGCUGUGGUCAUGUCUCAAAAGGAUAAUGAACCCUUGAAUGAAGAUGCUUGUGAACUAGAGGGAAAUGUUCAGAAAACAGAGGAGGCAGAACCCACUGAGACUAAUGGAGAGGAAGCUGAGCUUGUGGCUAUGACACGGAAAAGGCCUGAAGCGAAAAUCUGUGAGCCCAGUAUUGCACAACAGCCACUGGGUCAGAAUGUACAGAGUUCCAGUUCCAUGGAAGAGUCACAAACAGGAUGGGGUUACUGGGGGAGCUGGGGGAAAUCAUUGCUCUCGACUGCUUCUGCUACAGUGGCUACCGUAGGACACGGAAUCUCAAAUGUCAUUGAAAAAGCAGAGACAUCCCUUGGGAUCCCCAGCCCUACUGAAUUAUCUUCUGAGGAUAAAGAUGUUGGGGAAGAAAUCCAAAACUCUGAAGAAGGCAAUGAUGGCAAAGAAGAGACUGAAAAUCCCUCGCCUAUUACUGGUGCAUUUGGAAUGUUUUCUACCAUCUCAGCUGCUGUUCAGAGCACAGGGAAGACUGUUAUUAGUGGAAGUUUGGAUGCAUUAGAAUUCAUUGGUAAGAAGACCAUGGAUGUGAUAGCUGAAGGUGACCCUGGUUUUAAGAAAACAAAAGGCCUGAUGAUCAGAAAUUCCACACUUUCUCAGAUCUUGCGAGAGGCAAAGGAGAGAGAAGAACAGCGGACAGCUACUGAGGUUUCCAUGGCUACAGAGAAGAAAGCCCAUUAUGGGCUACUCUUUGAUGAGUUUCAGGGUCUUUCUCAUUUGGAAGCUUUAGAGAUGCUUUCCAGAGAGAGUGAAUCAAAGGUGAAGUCGGUGAUAAGCGCCCUCUCCGGAGAUGAGUUAGAUACUUUGAAGGCCGAAUUGGAACAGCUCAAAGAAGCGUUUUCGUUAGCUGAAUUUUAUGAUGAUGAAGAGGAAGAAAAGAAGGAGGAGGAAGACUUCACAAAGGAAGUAGAAGAUCUCUUUUCACAAUUACGAGUCUCUACAACGCCAGCCAAAUUAACCCAAGCAAGGAACUCCGCUCAUGAAUUGACGAAAAGCCUCAGCGUGCAAGCUGCAAAACAAGAAACGCCGAAUGAAGGAGACCAGCAAGUGGGCUCCGGGGAUGCUGAGCAAGAGGAUAAAAAAUCAGUAGAGGAAGUUCACGCAUGUGCGAUCAGGAGCCUGGCUGAAUUGACAGCUUAUUCUAUCGAAGCAUUCCACAAAACUGCAGCUCUGGUUCUUCACGGGCAGGAGCAAGAGGUGUUAGCCCUAGAUCGGGCCAAAGCCCUUUCACAAAUGACCAUUGUGUUGUGCAAAGAACUAUCGGCUGUAUCUAAAGGCUUUGUGAUGUGCUUAACAGCUGCUGGGGUGGAAGAGAAGGCAGAUGUCCUUAACCCUUUAAUCACUGGGGUCUUUUUGGAGGCUUCAAACAGCGCCUCUUACAUCCAAGAUGCCUUCCAGCUACUCCUGCCUGUUCUACAGAUUUCUCACAUCAAGGCUCGAACAGAGUUAACACAGCAAUAAAUCAAAUCUCUGCACCUAGAGCAGCACCCCAGCCAGCAUAAACGCACCUCCCCGGUUCAGCAAAAUAAUAGGAGCUUGUAACAAAAGACAAACGUUUUGACUGUGUUUCACUGACCAGUAAUAACUUGCUCAAUGGCCAUCAUUUAUCUGCCUAGGCUAGCAAGGAGGAUAAAGUGCAGACAACGCUGCAAGUUCAAGGCUUUGUCACUGUGCUGGUUAAUGUUUUCCCCCCAGAGGUUCCUGGAGAAAGAAUCAUUAAGGUUGCAAUACUGUGCACAGUUACACAGGAGUAAGUUCCAUAAGACACAGUGUGACUUUGUUCCAAGUGAACAAACAUGAGGUUACACUACAAGUAUGUGUGUUUUAAAGAGAUUUCAUUAAAGGCCUGGAUCAGCCCCUUAUCUUCCUAGCCUUGUCUCUUUUAUUAAUGAAACCUUAAAGACCAAUUGGGAAUUCUAAAAAAAACCCCACUCUUCAAGUGACACUGUUUCUUUGAGCUUACUUGUUUGGCUAGAGCAAAACUUAGACCAGAUUUGGCCAAUAUACUUGGAACAUCUAGCUUUCCAGUGAUCGAUGAAAAGUAGCUCAAAGAGAACUAGCUAAUGAAAAGCUAAUAUAGGCUAAAUGUACAUAGUUGGUGGCAGUAUUUUGUUCCUCUUGGCCCUAUCUCAAGUGGCUGAAUGCUCUUGUGUUAUUGUAUUCAGGAGUGUGGGAUCCCUGCCUAGGUGCCCAGGCAAAGGUUUGGUGGUGAUUCAUAUGGACAGACCCCAAGACUUUCAGGACAGAAUUUCUUUUUUUAUAGAAUUACUACUUUGCAUUGUUUAUAUCCUGCACGGCUAUGGGAAAGUUCCCCCCUCCCCCUUUGUGCUUGCAAUCUAAGUUUGGGAGGAAUACCCUGAAUAUUUUUGUAUUAAACAACCAAGCAACUUGCUAUGAUUUGCCCCACUUAGAGAAUAAAACAAAUGCUUGACUAGUAUGGGAAAAGGCUUGGGUUGCAUCCAAUUAAGUUUUUCUCAUUGAAAUUAAUGAACGUAAGUUAACAUAUCUGUUAACUUUAAUGGGUCUACUCUGAGUAGAACUAGCAUUGGAUACAGGCCUUUGAAAUGGUAUCAUGGAGUUGUAGAGUUGGAAGGGUCAUCUAGUCCAACCCCCAACUUUUCUGUUAUUUUAAGAGUGCAUUUUUCACCAUCUUUAUCAGGAUUGGUCUGUUGCCAGGGUAGUGAAAAUGGUGCCCUCUAGAUGUUGUUGAGCGACUCCCUCCAGUCCCAGCCCGCAUGGUCAGGGAUGAUAGGAGUUGCAGCAGCCCAACCACAUCUGGAGGGCCCCAUGUUGCUUAUCCCUGGUUUGUUGUAAUACUUUUAGCAUCUUUUUCAGCCUUCAAACUGCUCUGAUUUCUAAAUCCUCUG